AUGAGGUCUGCAACAUUGAGAGACCAUGGCAGCGGCGACGACCUUAGAACAAAGAGAUUCUCAUACUUCAAGCGCCGAUUCGAGCACGAGGAGAAACUUGUAUCUCGGAACAAGCAGCUUGUUGGGACCAUAAAGGAGGCGGAGUGGAAGGUUUUGACCAUCGAAAACUUAAAGUUCAACAAGCAAGUAGAAGAGAUGAGAGCGAGAAUCUUACAUCUCGAACAAGAGAUGUCAAAAUUGAAGCCUCUUGACAACUUGCUCGAAUUUCUCGAUAUGGGAGGAGAAAGGUUUGAAUACUUGCUCAGAGCCCUGCCAUCAGACCGAGAUUCUUCAAGAGGCGACGAGGAGGAGGAGAAGCAGAUUGACAAGGUCAUCAACGACAGUCAGGAGCUCACAGAUCGCCUGUUUGCGCUCUUGCAGUCGUGCGCUGAUGAUGAAGUUGAGUAUGGGGCUCUGGAUCGCACGAACGAGCUGCAGAUGAUCAGGCAGGCGCUACAUGGAAACCCUCGCUGGAAAGAUUUCCUGAAAGAGGAACAAGACGAUGUCCAGCAUGGUCAGAGGGCAGACGAGGCAACGAGCGACCAGUUGGCAUGGUUAUCCAAGGGAAGCCCGGGUGGCGAGGACGAGGAUGAGGAUGAGUUCGCGCAUGAGAUCAUGGCUGUUGGCACAGAGUUGCAACUUGUCUGCAAGAGAUGCGGCAAGACGUUCACAGAGGAAACAAACAGAGACACCUCCUGCCGACAGCACCCUGGCCUAAAGCAGCUGGACGCCAGUUGGAAUUCAAUCUGGUCCUGCUGCAGGAGAAGGAUAGACGCGCCAGGCUGCAUCCUGUGUAAGCACGAGCGAGCGAUAGACAACGACGCUGAGCCUGACUCAGAGGACGACGACUGA
This is a messenger RNA of Guillardia theta CCMP2712, 891 nucleotides long. RefSeq lists its product as hypothetical. The transcript has 3 exons. The coding region runs from base 1 to 891 and encodes 296 amino acids. Lineage: Eukaryota; Cryptophyceae; Pyrenomonadales; Geminigeraceae. The record is from RefSeq and is a predicted model, not a curated record.